AUGUUUCUGCCUCCGGAUACAAACACAAAGGAAAGAAGAAGAUUUGACCUAGAUGAUCUGCGUGUUUAUUACCUGAUAUGUGAGGAACUUGGAAUAGCCGAGGAAGAGCAUAUACAGAAAUCCUUUUACUAUUUGAUGAAGUGGGCAGGGCAGGAUAAGUUUAGUGGGGAGGUGGGGCUUCUUAGAAACUAUAUAAUGAGGAUCAAAAAGGAAAGAAAGGACAGGUCUAGUGAGUGGGAUGUGUUAAUGAUGUGA
This is a messenger RNA of Encephalitozoon hellem ATCC 50504, 255 nucleotides long. RefSeq lists its product as uncharacterized. The coding region runs from base 1 to 255 and encodes 84 amino acids. Lineage: Eukaryota; Fungi; Microsporidia; Unikaryonidae. The transcript has a single exon. The record is from RefSeq and is a predicted model, not a curated record.